Messenger RNA from Pectinophora gossypiella (pink bollworm), 2468 nucleotides. RefSeq names its product succinate--CoA ligase [ADP-forming] subunit beta, mitochondrial (gene ScsbetaA). The transcript is spliced from 11 exons. The coding region runs from base 71 to 1435 and encodes 454 amino acids. Gene Ontology annotation, molecular function: succinate-CoA ligase (ADP-forming) activity; metal ion binding; ATP binding. The record is from RefSeq and is a predicted model, not a curated record. Gene Ontology annotation, cellular component: mitochondrion; succinate-CoA ligase complex. Lineage: Eukaryota; Metazoa; Arthropoda; Insecta; Lepidoptera; Gelechiidae. Gene Ontology annotation, biological process: tricarboxylic acid cycle; succinyl-CoA metabolic process.
CUUCGGGGAAAACUAAAACAAAAAAAAAAAAAAAUGAACAGAGCAGUAAAUUUUUCGCAGAGCUCGAAAAAUGGCGACUUUACUGCCUCGUACGUUAGGUCUUGCCGAGGCUGUAUUUAGGAAAAAUGGGGCUAAGUUGUUGGCAGCAUCAACACCCAGUAACAACAAGCAGCAGGUCAGGAACCUGAAUGUCCAUGAGUACAUCAGCUACACAUUGCUACGUGAUGCUGGAAUCCCUGUGCCAAAGUUCAACGUGGCCAAGACCAAGGAAGAGGCUGUUCAGUUUGCCAAGGACCUUAACACCAAGGACAUUGUGCUCAAAGCACAGGUUCUCGCAGGAGGUCGCGGGAGGGGCGCCUUUAAAAAUGGCCUGAAAGGCGGUGUCCGAAUGGUAGACAAUCCUGAGACGGCGGGAGACAUCGCAGGCAAAAUGUUGAACCAAUACCUGGUGACGAAGCAGACGGGCGCCGCGGGCCGCAUCUGCAACAUGGUGAUGGUCACGGAGCGCAAGUUCCCACGCCGGGAGUUCUACAUCGCCAUCAUGAUGGAGCGCAGCUUCAACGGCCCUGUGAUCAUCGCGUCGUCCCAAGGAGGUGUGAACAUCGAGGAUGUGGCCGCGGAGAACCCUGACGCCAUCACUUACGAGCCCAUCGACAUCGUGCAGGGAAUGUCUGACGAGCAGAUCAACCGCGUCAUCCAGAAGAUUGGCCUGGGCGCAAUGGCCGAUGAGGUGUCUAAUGUCAUCAAGAAGAUGUACGAGCUGUUCUGCCAGAAAGAUGCUCUGCUCAUCGAAAUCAACCCCUACGCAGAAGACGCUCUCACUGGAAAAUUCUUCUGCCUGGACGCUAAAUUCCGAUUCGACGACAACGCCCAGUUCAGACAGAAGGAGCUGUUCGCGCUCAGAGACACCACACAGGAGGACUCGAAGGAAAUUGAAGCCGCCAAAUUCGACCUCAACUACAUUGCCCUUGACGGUAACAUCGGGUGCAUGGUGAACGGCGCGGGCUUGGCGAUGGCGACGAUGGACAUCAUCAAGCUGUACGGCGGCGACCCCGCCAACUUCCUCGACGUCGGCGGCGGCGCCACCGCGCAGGCUGUCUCGGAAGCUUUCAAGAUCAUCCUUGCGGACCCGAAGGUGUCAGCCAUAAUGGUGAACAUCUUCGGCGGCAUCAUGAGGUGUGACGUCAUCGCCGAGGGCAUCAUCACCGCCGCCAAGAAUCUUAACAUCCAGAUUCCAGUCAUCGUGCGCCUUCAGGGCACGAAAGUAAACGAGGCGCGGAAGUUGAUCGCGGACUCCGGACUGCGCAUCGUGCCGCGCGACGACCUGGAUGAGGCGGCCAAACUCGUCGUCCAGCUGUCGGAGAUCGUCGGCCUCGCCAAAAAGGCCGGCGUCGAGGUGAAGUUCGACAUACCUAAAUACAUGUUCGAGAAGUAGACCGCUCAGUAUUCACGACGCGACGGGUGAUAUUCCACCUACUUUACAAUACAACGGAGCCAGGACUGGCUGGAAAGACCAGAUUUUGCCUCAACUAGGCGCUAACUAAUAAGUAGGUUGAAUGUCGUCGCGUGUAAAGUAUGUGACAAAUAGUCAUUGCAUUAUAUUACGAACGUAAAUGUUGUGUGCAUUGGUAACUUUUAACAGUUCAAACCAAUAUUCAGACAAAAAUCUUUAUACAAACGAGUAGACGGUAUUAAGACAUUAUGGUAAUAUGCUUAUGCGCACUCGAUGUGUUCUUAAAUGAUAUUAUUCACUUCGAUCACACACGUAAAGUACGAAUUAAAAUACGGGAUAAAUAUUUGAUUGUAGUUAGGUAAGAUAAAUAUUUCUUAUUAUAUUUUUUUCUUUUGACCUAUGUACUUUGUGAUAAUUUUACAUUUCAAUUAUUCGCUGUAUACUAAUACCUCACAUAUUCGUAGCGUAUGUUGGGUAUUCAGGAGAAUCGGUUUUUAUUGUGUCGCAGCACUUAGUUCAAGCAGAUUUCUUAUUUUGUAAGUCAUAAUUAUUUCAUUCAUAAAUUAUUUAUUUACAUCAUAGUGGUGUUGUAAGGUAGUGAAUAAGUUGUUGUUGAUUGUUAAGUAGUUAGUUCAAAUUAUUUAACAUGUAUAAGGAACACCCUGCAUUUCAUGUGAUAGAUGUGCUUUGCAAAGACGGUGCGUGGUUGAAAACCGCGUCAUACUUUUGUGAGUCGCUGACAACCAAAAACUUCAAUUGUAACGUUGCGUACUGUAAUUUAUAUUCGAUUGUACAUUCAUGCGACUGUCCCAGGGACGUCAAAACGUGUAUCAGCGCAAUAAUCAUUGUAUUUCCUAUAUGUAUUAUAAAGUAGAUGUUCUUUUGUAAAUAGCAACAAUUUGUUAAGUUCAUGUAUUAAAAUAAAUUUAAAUGGGCAGUUGUCGGAAAGUUAUAACGCGCAUAAUGUCGUUAACUUGUUUACAUCAUCAUAUUAAAUAAACUAUAUUAGAUCUGA